Messenger RNA from Aspergillus aculeatus ATCC 16872, 1326 nucleotides. Its product is annotated as ICE2 family protein. Gene Ontology annotation, biological process: septin ring assembly; endoplasmic reticulum inheritance. The record is from RefSeq and is a predicted model, not a curated record. Gene Ontology annotation, cellular component: perinuclear endoplasmic reticulum; endoplasmic reticulum membrane; cortical endoplasmic reticulum. The transcript is spliced from 2 exons. NCBI's taxonomy places the organism in Eukaryota, Fungi, Ascomycota, Eurotiomycetes, Eurotiales, Aspergillaceae. The coding region runs from base 1 to 1326 and encodes 441 amino acids.
AUGUGGCUCUUCCGCGCCAUCUCGUCGGGACUCUUCCUGACCGUCACGGUCGCAUCCAUCCCUCUCGCGUUUGAUGUGGGUGGAAAGACAUGCGGUCUGGCCUAUUCGCUUUCCCUCGCGACCUUUUACUUUCUGUUCUCACUCCUGCGACUUUCCACCCCCGAUCGGUCCUGGAUCCGCUCCUCCCUGGUCGUCAUCAUCAGCUCUACGCAGUGGCUUAUAAUCCCGAUCCUGCUUAUCUGGUCGCUCAACCGCUUCUCUAUCGAUAAUGACAACGCGGCUUCAUGGGUGGAACGGACCUUCACCGGCAAGAGGGCCCACGACUCCUCCAUUCAGGAGUGGGUGUUUGGGCCGGAUGGUUUGGUGGAAUCGGUGACGAUUGGCAACUGGGAUAAACUCUUGAGAUGGUCGACACCGGUAUUCCAGCUAGUGGAGGGUUUCUGCAGUUUACUCGUCAUACAAGCUGCAGGGCAAAUCACUCGGUGGCUUGUGAACCGGGGCGGGCGCAGUGAUAGUUGGAUGAUUGGUCUCCUGGUUUUAUCCGCCUCAAUCAUAUCCAGCUCCGUGUAUUUCUUAUGGCGUGUUAUGCAGUUCCCGGAAAUCUCCAAUGUGGAUGCGGCUCUAAUUGGUGUCUCCAUAACAUGCGCGGUGAUCUUGUGCGCCUGGGGUAUCGGUAGCGGCCGGGGAAAUCCAGUGGAGAGUUCCUUGCUAUUUGCCUACAUUGUGCUCUGCCUCUACCAGAUCUUCACAGACUACAAACCCUCUCACCCUCUGGAACAAGCGCCCUCUCCUGCUCAAGCUGGGGAUUUCCCGCCGCUACCACCGAUCAUCAUGGAGUCGUACACCACUCUGAUGCAUGCAUUGUCCACCCUGCCUUCAAUCAUCCACGCCCUGUUCAAUGUUAUCACCGCAGUCUUUGGCGCCGUGACUCCCUCCGUGUUAGUCUCGCUCACCUACCGGAUCCUGGUGCUGUACGCGUCCACUCGAAUCAUCCCCGCAGUUCGCGAGUCUGGCGCUCGCGCCUUGUCGCAGGAAGCCUCGUUGGACGACUCCGAUGCCGCCGGUCAAUUCCUCGGUUUCCUCAGCUACUUCUCCCCCUCGAUUCUCAUCGCCGUGUACACCAGCCUUCUGAUGCAGCAUUUCGCUCUGACAUCUCAAGCAAUGGGUGGCAGUGGUGAAUGGUGGAGCAGCCAAGGCGGUGGCGGCGGCAACCUCUGGCGCUGGAUCAACCUUGCCUGCACGAUGGGCUUGUACGCUGUUGAGCUCUACCUCGGCGAGAACGAUGAUCUAGAUACCGGCUUGGCUGGUCACUGGAAGACCGACUGA